This is a messenger RNA of Ornithorhynchus anatinus (platypus), 1416 nucleotides long. It is a transcript of the gene WDR54, whose product is annotated as WD repeat domain 54. The transcript is spliced from 9 exons. The record is from RefSeq and is a predicted model, not a curated record. Gene Ontology annotation, biological process: cilium assembly; sperm axoneme assembly; cilium-dependent cell motility. NCBI's taxonomy places the organism in Eukaryota, Metazoa, Chordata, Mammalia, Monotremata, Ornithorhynchidae. Gene Ontology annotation, molecular function: protein binding. Bases 283 to 1293 code for a protein of 336 amino acids.
AGCAAAGUGGGGGUCGGGGGGGCUGAGGAAGCAAAGGGGGAGUCAAGGGGAGGCUAAGGAAGCAGAGUCGGGGCCGAGGGGGUCAGAGGCAGGCGGGUGGCAAAAGGAAGCGGAGUGGGAGUUGAGGGGAGCCGAGUGGGUGGAGGGUCGAGGGAGGCCGAAGAAGCAGAGGGUGGGGGUCUGAGGGGGCCCGGGGCCGAGCCGCCAAGGGGGACGAGAGGCAGCCGGAGGUCCGGGGGCGUCCGGCCGGUCCUCCCCUCCCCCGUGCCCGCGGCCCCCAGCAUGUACCGCCGGGAGCGCUCGGUGGCGUUGGCCGGGAGCCCGUCGGCGCUCUACAACAACCUGAGCGUCCUGGCGCUGCCCGCCCGCGGCCUCACCUGCUACGGCGUCGUGCACGGCGCCGCCGCCCAGCUGCUCAGCGCCACCCCCGACGGGCAGCCCCUGUGCCGGCGCCAGCUCACGGCCAAGGACGGGGGCGCCGCCGUCAGCCUCGGCCCCUCCCUCGUCACACAGGUUGACUGGUGUGCCCUGCCCGGCCGGCUGUUGUUGGUGCUGACGUCCCAGAAGGGGAUCCAGAUCUACGAGACCGACGGGUCCAUCAUGGUCUACUGGCACGCGCUGGACCCCGGAGAGAGCCCUCCAGGCCAGUCGACGUUUGCCCGAGGAAUCGCCGCCUGCGGUCACUUCAUCUGCGUGGGGACGGGGUCCGGCCGGGUGCUGGUGUUCGACGUGCCCCCCAGAGGGCCCAACGUCACGCUGAGCGAGGAGCUCCGGGAGCACCGGGCCCCGGUCACCGACGUCGCGGCCGAGGCCGGCCCCGGACAGGGCGGCGCUGAGGACGUGGUGACCGCAGAUGACGACGGGCAGCUGUGCGUCUGGAAGGCGGGCCCGGAGUUCGAGCUGCUGACACGGAUUCCAGCCCGGGGGUGCCCGUGCCCGUCGGUGCGGCUGUGGCGGGGCGUGGUCGCGGCCGGCUUCGGGGACGGGCAGAUCCGCGUCUACGAGGCGGCCACGGGUGCCCUCCGCGUCCAGAUAGACGCCCACGCCCGGGCCCUCUGCGCCCUCGACCUGGCCCCCGAGGCCGGAAAGCUGCUGUCCGGGGCCGAGGACUCCUUCGUGCACGUCUGGCAGCUGAGCCGAACCCGGGACGGCGGCAUAGAGGUGCGGCACCGCCACUCGGAGCGUGUGACGGACACGCAGGUGUGCGGCGCCCGCUUCUGCGACCCCGCGGGAAGCUCCUUCGCCGUGGCCGGCUACGACCUGGGCGAGAUCCUCCUCUACGGGCCCAACUGACCCCCGCCUCGCCUCGCGCCUGGGUGACCGGUCGACCUCCGCCCCCCCCCCCGCCCCUACCGAGGCCGGGACCACCCCGUCCCUCCCCCCACCCCGAUCCGGGAAUAAAACCUCUCCUCCGCA